Messenger RNA from Rodentolepis nana, 342 nucleotides. NCBI's taxonomy places the organism in Eukaryota, Metazoa, Platyhelminthes, Cestoda, Cyclophyllidea, Hymenolepididae. The record is from the annotation of a GenBank genome assembly.
AUGAAAGAACAGGACGUGGACUUCCGACACAUUUUAUUGUAUUACUUCCGAAAAGGCAAGAACGCAUCGCAAGCACAAAAGAAGUUAUGUGCCGUAUAUGGAGCUGAAGCCUUAAAAGAAAGGCAGUGUCGAAAUUGGUUUGAAAGAUUUCGUUCCGGUGAUUUUUCACUGAACAAUUCACAACGAUCUGGCCGCCCAGUCGAAGUGGAUGAAACCCAUAUCAAGGCCAUUAUCGAUUCAAAUCGUCACAGCACAACACGAGAUAUUGCAGAGAAGCUGCUCAAUGUGUCGCAUACAUGCAUUGAAAAAAUUAAAAACCCUUGGUUAUGUCAAGAAACUUGA